GGCGGAACGGGACAGGACGGGACGGGCCCGGGGCCGGGCCGGGAGGCGGCGGAGCCGGGAGCGGCCAUGGGGAAGCUGCUGGCGGUGGCUCUGGUCGGGAUAGCGGCAGCCUUGGCGGCGGAGCGGCUGCUGGCGUUCCGGAACAGAUUCAAUGCUUCACGGGAAGUAGCCCCAGUGAGCCUCCCGAACUGCCGGCUCAUUAAAGGGAUUGAAGCUGGUUCAGAAGACAUUGAUAUACUUCCCAAUGGACUGGCUUUCAUCAGCUCUGGCUUGAAAUAUCCAGGAUUAAAGAGCUUUGCUCCAGAUAAGCCAGGUGAAAUAUUUUUGAUGGAUUUGACUGAAGACAAUCCCCGAGCAGUGGAACUGAGAAUCAGCCGAGGGUUUGAUCUGGCAUCAUUUAACCCUCAUGGAAUCAGCACCUAUAUAGACAGAGAUGACACCGUGUACCUCUUUGUUGUGAACCAUCCCCACCAGAAGAGCAUGGUAGAAUUGUUUAAAUUUGUAGAAGAUGACAAUUCUCUUGUACACCUGAAAACCAUUCAACAUGACCUUCUGACAAGGUAUGUCUAUAUUGCAGAUGCAUUGGAUCAUAAUGUCCAUGUCAUGGAAAAACAUGCUAACUGGAGUUUAACCCAUGUGAAGACACUGCAGCUGGACACUCUGGUCGAUAACUUGUCUAUUGACCCUCACACUGGAGACAUCUGGGCAGGAUGUCAUCCCAAUGGGAUGAAGCUGUUCUACUAUGAUCCUGAAAAUCUUCCUGCAUCUGAGGUCCUGCGCAUCCAGCACAUCCUCUCGGAGCAGCCUGUGGUGACACGUGUCUACUCUGACAACGGCUCUGUGCUGCAGGGAAGCUCAGUGGCGUCCAUCUACGAUGGGAAACUGCUCAUUGGCACAGUCUUCCACAGAGCCCUCUACUGUGAUCUAUAGCUCCUCACGGGCAAGACCUGCUGCUGUGGAAAGGACUUAAUUCCUUGGGAAUUCAUUUAGUUUCUGCUAGAUCUGCUAACAGCAAGACUGUUCCAAUAAAAGUUAACUACAGUAAUGGAAAUGUAUUUUAGUCUUCCUCUCCAAAAUGAGACUUCUACACUAUAGUAAAGAACAUGGAAUUGAAGGUGAGAAAUUAGUUUAUCUAUGUAAUGGGGAGGAAGUUUAAUUUCAGAUUAUAAAUAACUAAACUGUCAGACACUGAACUAUAUGCUAGCUGGAUUUUUGGUUUGUUGUUUGGGUUUUUUUCCCCCCCAUGAGAAAACUGAUUUUGUAAAUGAUAAUUGCUGACUACCAGUGUGGUGUGCAUUCUUGUCACUGAUCCCUGGGCCUUCCCAGGGACUGUGCUGGGGGUUUUCUUCCAAACCUUCCCAUUGUCUUUUCCUAAUGCUUCCAAAAUAACGGAAGGAGAAUAAAUGUCAUUUCAGUCUCA
This is a messenger RNA of Taeniopygia guttata (zebra finch), 1420 nucleotides long. Its product is annotated as serum paraoxonase/arylesterase 2. Gene Ontology annotation, biological process: response to toxic substance. Gene Ontology annotation, cellular component: extracellular region. The record is from RefSeq and is a predicted model, not a curated record. Gene Ontology annotation, molecular function: arylesterase activity. NCBI's taxonomy places the organism in Eukaryota, Metazoa, Chordata, Aves, Passeriformes, Estrildidae.